GUGAUGCAGAGACCUGGAGCUUUGUGUUUUGCUUCAUGGAUCACAGGAACUGGAGUUCUGUGUUUAACCUUCUUCCAGUUAGCAGACUCUGAGUCGGACUGUGAGCUUGGCGAGAGGUGUGUUGGGCAGAGCGAUGAAAACUUUAGCAGCUGGUAUGUGUGGUUUCUGAUGUUGUUUUUCCUGGCCUUCCUCCUCUCCUGCGGGAUCUGCUGCUGCCUGCAGUGCUGGCUGAAACGGCGGAGCUGCCUCCCCCACCGACGCACCCUGGCCGUCUUUGCUCUCAGCAGCUCGGAUGCCUUUUGCGCAAGUGAAGUGCCUCAGUGCCCGUUCUCCGGAUCUCUGAGCCCCUGCAUGACUGCGGAGAUGUCCUCUUCUCCUGCCCCACGCUUCAGCCUUGGGGGAACUGAGUUGCCUCCAUCCUAUGAGGAUAUUAUGAAGGAGAACAAGCUCUAG
Molecule: messenger RNA, 453 nt
Organism: Gavia stellata (red-throated loon)
Lineage: Eukaryota; Metazoa; Chordata; Aves; Gaviiformes; Gaviidae
Gene: TMEM207
Product: transmembrane protein 207
Exons: 5
Coding region: 4-453 (149 amino acids)
Source: RefSeq, a predicted model, not a curated record